Messenger RNA from Verticillium dahliae VdLs.17, 4056 nucleotides. RefSeq lists its product as uncharacterized. Gene Ontology annotation, cellular component: Rpd3S complex. Bases 1 to 4056 code for a protein of 1351 amino acids. Gene Ontology annotation, biological process: regulation of transcription by RNA polymerase II. The record is from RefSeq and is a predicted model, not a curated record. The transcript has 7 exons. NCBI's taxonomy places the organism in Eukaryota, Fungi, Ascomycota, Sordariomycetes, Glomerellales, Plectosphaerellaceae.
AUGCCCGCUGGCUGGGGCUUCCCUCGGUGGCUCAACCAAGGCACGGCCACGCUAUUACGGAGGAGCCUCUACGCCUGCGAGAAACAGCUUCGACGUCUCUCAGCCUUUGGCACCCUUCCCUCUCCCCCCCCCCUGGAUCAACCGCGUCGAGAUAGGGGAUACGCGAAGCAUUUCGAGUCGCUCGCCACCUUGGAGCAUCAGAGAAGAAAACGACAGAGAAGGAGGAAGGAGGUGGUCGUGGCGGCGGACGUUGAAAAGGCAGCAGCAGCAGCAGAAGAAGAAGAAGAGGAUUUCGAGGAGGAGCUUCGCAAGAUGGCCACGAGCACGCGAGCGACACGGUCGCGAUUCUCGAGCCCGCUCCAGCUGCCUACGGCCAACACCAACACGGGUCCGGGCCCGAGUCCUCUGGAGACGUCAAGGAGCUCGGUCAACGACGCGACGACCAAGACGUUCCUGCAGAAGUGGCUGGAACCCUCCGUGCAGAGCAAGCCGAGCUAUGAGGACCACGGACUCGUGCGGUACGGCGUCACCGAGGGCAUGGUGCCGCUUGGCGAGAUGCCCAAGUCGAUCCCCGUUGCGAAGAAGAAGGAAGGCCAGCCGGUGCGCAGGAUCAUUCUGAAGAAGAGCACGGCGCACCUCCAGGCAGCGCAGGCGACCGCGCGAGCCUCGGCCACCGCUGCCGCAUCCACGCCGACGCCGCCGGCGACCAAGACGGAAUUCGAUCGAAGGUCUUCCUCCAGCACGGCUGCAGCUGCAGAAGGGGCGGAAACGACGGCUGUCGACAGCGACGGCGCUCGUGCUGAUGCCGCCGCGUCGGUCGUGCUGGCAACCAAGCAAGAGUCUGGCUCUGGCUCCGCACCAGACAGUGUGACGCCCGCCUCCCCCUCUCCGCAACCUCACGCCCAGGAAGCAUCAGCACCUGCAGCCGCGGAAAAGCCCACGCGGCGAGCACUGCCUACCAACGAUUCGGACGACGAGCACGAUCAGAAGAGCACCGGCACCAAGACGACGACGACGCUGCGCAAUCCGCUGUCGAGGCGGAGCCUCAACAGAGUCUCUACGGGUCGACGCGCUUCCACUUCGCACCAACCCGCCGCCGUCUCGACUUCGACGCCUGUUCCUGUUCCUGCCUCUGCCUCAGCCUCAGCCUCAGCCUCCACUCCCACGCCCACGCCCACGCCCACGCCCACGCCUACCGCUGCUUCUGCCCCUGCGACAGAUCUCACGACGGCCGCUCCCGAACAGACCGUGCCUGCGAGGGAGCGCAUCGAAAGGGUCAUUGAGCAAGCGAUUCACGAGGCGCUCGACCACUGCCGCUAUCCCACGGCAUGGGCUCUGCGUACGCUCUACGACGAAAAGUCAUCCGACGCGCACUUUCUCACGCUGGUCGAGUCCAUCUUUUCUCAGACCGCCGACUCGUCGGUCGUUGACGAGUUUGCGAAGCUCAUCGAGGCGAAGAAGAGGGAAGGCAACAAGGAAAACCGAGCCCGCGAUCACUUUGGCCCACCUUCGCCAAACCCCAACGGCAUGAGCGGACAAAAAAGGAAGCGUGCACCGUACGCCAAACUCAUCACGCUCGAUCUCACCAACGCAAGACGUCCGACUUCACCUGAGCCCACACCUGCACCUGCACCUGCGGUGCCGCCUCCAGUCGUCGAGGCACCUGUGCCCGCGCCAGCCACGCCCAUUGUUGUGACGCCGUCAAAGAGGAAGCACAAAUCACGAAAGCAGCACACAGCCUCGCCGUUCAUGGCGAAACCCUCGACGACCGUCGGCGAUGGCAGUGCCCUCGUCACGCCGUCUCGGCGGCGUGCUCGUCGGGACUCUGCAGGCAGCGACUCGUCUGCUCUGUCGGAGCUUUCGGGCUCGCCCUCUCUGCCGUCGCCCACGCCUGCAGCUAUCCGUGAUCGCAACGUCGAAGCGGCUGCCGCUCCCGCGACGAGCGCCAAGAUCAUCUUCAACGAGCUGCGGCCCAGUCGACAACGCAACGCAAAGACCACAAAGAAGAUGAUCAUCGACGCACCCGACCCCUCGGCCUUGUCAUCCUCGGGCAGCCCUGCGCCUGCUGAUCCUGCCAUGUCGGACAUUCCCUCGUCGCCCCAAUUUGCUGACGCAGUUCCCGCUCGUAGGCCGGUCGGCAGGCCAGCUAAGGGCUCCAAGACGACACGAGCGGCCAAGGCCAAUGCCAAGGCGUCUGCCCAAGGAAAGAGCAACAACGAGGUCAGCGCUGUGGACGAAGCCAACACGGCCAGGCGGAGAAUGGCGCGGCUUCAGAGCAAUUUUGCCGGCGUCGACGCCCCCGAGGAGAGCUCAAUCCGCGGCGAGACGCAGAACAGCGCCAGCGCCAGCGCGAGGGCGAACGCGAACGCGAACGUGACCAGCGCCAUCGAUCCGCCCUUCUGGGACGAGCUCGAGGCCCCCGUGUCCACGCCAAUCGCGGGUUUGCCGACGCGCAAGACGCGACAGUCGGUGGCAGGGAACGCCAGCGUACCUGGCACGCAGGCCAACGGGCGGACCACGCGGUCCAACAAGAGGGGAUUCGAUGAGCUCGAGGCCUCCUCGCCGACAGCCCGUUCGUUCCCACCCGAUGUAGCCUCGAAUGUGAACUCGUCCAGAGCUGGCACGCCCGUCAGCACGCGGGCUGUCAAAAAGCAGCGCACCGGCACCGGGCUGCGUGUCAAGUCAUCGCCCAAGAAGAAGACCAUCGGCACUGCAGCAGGCGUACCGCGCCAGAGCGGAGAGGGACAUCCUUCCUCAUCUAGCGGGGCUCACUUCAAUUCGGAUGACAACGACGAUUAUUGCUCGGCGUGCGGCGGCGUAGGUGAACUCGUCUGCUGUGAACACUGCUCCCGGUCCUUCCAUUUCGAGUGCGUCGAUCUGCUCGUCGACGAGCCUCUCCCCGAUGAAUGGUUUUGUCAACGGUGCAUCGGGACGAGGUUUCCGACCCGAUCAUCGGACAAGAGGCCGGGCCAUUUCGGUGCCCUCCUGACGGUGCUUGACAAGACCAAUCCAGGGGCGUUUGAGCUGCCGCAGCACAUCCAGACCUACUUUGAAAAUGUGCGAGCUGGUCCUCAGGGGGACUAUGAGGAAGAAACCGCCGUGGUGCCCAAGGUUCCCAAGAAACGAGGUGGUUACGAGGAGGCGCCGGACUUCCACAAAGUCCGCGAUGCAGAUGGGUCGCCAGUCUUGUGCCACAACUGCCAGCAAGCCACAGCCAGCGACCGUUCCAUUAUUCCGUGCAGCAUUUGUGGUCUGCACUGGCAUCUGGACUGUCUCGACCCACCGCUCGCCAUCCCGCCGGUUCUGCGCACCUGGGUCUGCCCGGCUCACCAUGAUGAACUGCUCGCGAAGCUUCCCGGCAGCCUCGCCCCCGCCCACAAGUAUCGCAAGAUUCGCGAUGCCACGGCCAUCACCCCACUGUACAGUCGUGGCAUGAAGAACAAUGGCUUCAUCGAGGUCAUCAACGACGAGUCGGACAAUGACAGCGGAUGGAACGACGUCACCUCGUUUGGCCGUACCUACCGCCUGCCUGAGAAGGGCAUCAUCUUGGAUUUUGUUUCACAGGUUCGUCGGAGGAAACCCGCUGCUCCAGCAGCCCCCGUCGAUGAACCACGAGAGGCUGUGCCAGAGUCGCGCCCCACGAUCGGCCAGGUGUCGAUCACGGAACACCAGGCAGCGCUGAACCUGGCUCAGCUGCGCGAAUCCAACAGCGACGGCAUCUCUCUGCUCACCACAGCUCUUCUGGAUAACGCCGAUCCUGCUAUCCUGUCGCUCAUCGCCCGCGGCGACGCCACGAACCUCGCCAGCGGCAACCUGGGCCAGCGAGACCAGCAGAGCCUUCAGGCCAUGCUCGCGGAGUGCAAGGCCAUGGAAGCACGCAUCCACGCUGCGUUGGCAGGCCACAGCGCCAUGGCCGGCGAAGGCGAUGCCCUAUCCACAAAGACGGAGUCGGCCGAGGCCGAUCUUCCUACACCUGCCACGACAGCCCCAGAUCACCUCGAGUCUGCCAACGGCAAAUCCGACCAGGGCGAGGCCGGCAUCAUGGACGUCGACUAA